AUGCGCAUGAAGUUGGAAUCAGGGGAGUUCGACGGCAAGUCCGAGGGCGUCAAACUCCGUUACAUCUUGACACGUACCGACCAGUCAGUCUUCGAGAGACUGCAGGUUCGUAUCCCUGGCACGGCCGUCACCAACAACGCCCUCGCCUUUAGAACCGCCGAUGAAUGCUUCGACCAACUCAGCGACUGGUACGGUGACCGCCACCGCGCCACACGCGCCUGGACUAAGCUCAACAACCUCAAGCAAGGUCCUAAGGAAAGCUUCGCCGACUUCUUUGCAAAGUACGAAGAAAAGAUGGCAUAUAUUCUGGACAAGCUAAGCGCCCGCUAUGGCUCAAAGCUGAACGAUGGACAUGACAUCGACAGCGUCAAGGUCCUCAUCAAACGCUGCUACGCCUUGGAUGCUGGCUUCGCACGUGUCGACUCGUACACUAAGAGCGACAACCCUCGCCGCACUGAUGCCAACCCCAACCUAGGCUCUGGCAACCGUGGCCGUGGCUCAGGCUCCGCCUCAGGCUCCGAUAAGCCCCCUAAGCCUCGUGCCAACGACAACCGUCCAGAGUCCUUCCUCAAGCUCAGCGCCGCCGAACGCCAGAAGUUCCGAGACAAGGGACAGUGCUUCGAGUGCCGCAGCACUGAGCACACGUUCGCCCGCUGCCCUGAGCGCAAGAACAAGACUUCCAACCUUGCCGCCGCCGACACUUUAGAACCCCCCGCUAACAAACCUGUCGGCGCCGCUGCGGAGUCGGAAAACGAGCUAAACGAGCAGCAGAGUACGAGGAAGAAGGGAUCAUUAGGAAAGGAGCUUCACCUUUCAAGCAUAGAUGCGGACGAGAAGGACUUGACUAGCAAGCACUUCCUCAUCCAGUGUAACAUAGCCCCUGUCAAUGACGAUAAUUCCCCUACUGUUACUCGAGCCCUCUACGACUGCGGAGCAGACGCCUGCUUCAUCAACUAA
Messenger RNA from Aureobasidium namibiae CBS 147.97, 957 nucleotides. RefSeq lists its product as uncharacterized. NCBI's taxonomy places the organism in Eukaryota, Fungi, Ascomycota, Dothideomycetes, Dothideales, Saccotheciaceae. Bases 1 to 957 code for a protein of 318 amino acids. The transcript is spliced from 3 exons. The record is from RefSeq and is a predicted model, not a curated record.